Hemicordylus capensis (graceful crag lizard) is the source of this 2659-nucleotide messenger RNA. RefSeq names its product VPS51 subunit of GARP complex (gene VPS51). Gene Ontology annotation, biological process: Golgi organization; endocytic recycling; lysosomal transport. Lineage: Eukaryota; Metazoa; Chordata; Lepidosauria; Squamata; Cordylidae. Gene Ontology annotation, cellular component: GARP complex; membrane; EARP complex. Bases 191 to 2518 code for a protein of 775 amino acids. The record is from RefSeq and is a predicted model, not a curated record. The transcript is spliced from 10 exons.
UGUCUAGCUGGGACUACGGCCGUUGAUCUCCGCCCAACUCUAUGGCUGCUCCCGGAAGCGAGCGCGUCGUCGUGGAGACGCUCUUCCCGCAGAGUUCUAUGGCUCCCUGGAGCGACUGAGGAGGAAGACCCGCCGCCGCCGCCCCCCCCCGGAGAACUCUUCGCCCCCGCCUCGCCCGCAGCCCGGCCUCAUGGCGGCCCCUCCGGCUCCGGCCGAGAAGCGCCGGCCUCGCGGGAUGCUGAAGCUGUACUACGGGCUCCCGGACCCCGCCGCGGGGGAGGUCCUGGGGGGCCCUGCGGGGGAGCUCGGGGGCCCCACCGACCUCAACGGGCCCCACUUCGACCCGGAAGUCUUCCUCACCAAGCUGCGGAAGGAGUGCCCCCUGGCCCAGCUGAUGGACUGCGAGACCGACAUGGUGAAGCAGAUCCGGGCUCUGGACAGCGACAUGCAGACCCUGGUCUAUGAGAACUACAACAAGUUCAUCUCGGCAACAGACACGAUCCGCAAGAUGAAGAACGACUUCAAGAAGAUGGAGGACGAGAUGGACUGCCUGGCCGCCAACAUGGCCGUGAUCACGGAGUUCAGCGCUAGCAUCAGCAGCACCCUGCAGGACCAACAUGAGCAGAUCACCAAGCUGUCAGGGGUCCACGCCCUCCUGCGCAAGCUGCAGUUCCUCUUUGAGCUGCCCGCCCGGCUGACCAAGUGCGUGGAGCUGGAGGCCUACGGGCAGGCAGUCCGCUACUACAGCAAGGCCCGCUCCAUCCUGCACCAGUACCAGCACAUGCCCUCCUUCCGAGGCAUCCAGGACGACUGCCAGAAGAUCAUGGCCGGCCUGGCCCAGAAGCUGCGCGAGAAGUUCCGGGACGGAGCCUCCGGGGCCAAGGACCUGGCCGAGUGUGUGGAGCUGCUGCUGCAGCUGGGCGAGCCGGCGGAGGAGCUGUGCGACGAGUUCCUCUCCCACGCCGGCUGCCGGCUGGAGGCGGAGCUGGAGGCCCUGGAGGCGGAGCUGGGGGCGGGCCCGCCCCCGGCCGGCGACAUCCUGGAGUUCACCGACCGGGGCUGCAACAACUUCGUCGGCAACACCUGCCUGGUCGUCGCCUCCUACCAGGCGCUCUUUGUGCAGCGGGAGGGGGCGGCCCCGGCCGGCGGCGGCAUCGCCCCCAUGGCCCACGCCAAGCUGGUGGCCUUCGUGGACGGCCUGAUGGGGCGCUACUUCGCCCUGGUGGAGCGGCGCAUCCGGCUGGAGCGGGGGGUGGGCGACAACUCGCUGCUGGUGCGGGCGCUGGACCGCUUCCACCGCCGGCUGCAGGCCCUGGCCCGGCUGCUGCCGGCCUCGCGGGCGGCGGCCGGGGGCACGGAGAUCGUGGUGCGGGCGGCCCAGGAGCGCAUCCGGCAGUACCUGCAGGCCCUGCGGAGCUUCUACGCCGCCUGCCUGACGGACGUGCGCCAGGCCCUGGCCGCCCCCCGCCUGGCGGGCAAGGACAGCCCCAACCUGGCGGAGCUGCUGGGCACCGUCUCGGCCGCCGUCCUCAACCAGAUCAAGUCGGUGCUGGCCUACGUCCACCUCUUCACCGCCAAGGACAUCACCUUCUCCAACAAGCCCUACUUCAAGGGGGAGUUCUGCAGCCAGGGCGUCCGCGAAGGCCUCGUCGUCAGCUUCAUCAAGUCCAUCUGCCAGACGGCGCGCCAGUUCUGCGAGAGCGCGGGCGACAAGGGCGGAUCGACGCCCCCGGCGCUGCUGCUGCUGCUCUCCCGCCUCUGCCUGGACUACGAGACUUCCACGAUCAGCUACAUCCUCACGCUGACGGACGAGCAGUUCCUGGUGCAGGACCACUCCCCCGUGACCCCCGUGACGGGGCUGUGCGCCGAGGCCCGCGAGGCCGCCCAGAAGCUGCUGAACCACUACGUGAAGGUGCAGGGCCUGGUCAUCUCGCAGAUGCUGCGCAAGAGCGUGGAGACACGGGACUGGGUCGCCACCAUCGAGCCGCGCAACGUCCGGGCCGUCAUGAAGCGCGUGGUGGAGGACGCCACCUCCAUCGACGUGCAGGUGGGGCUCCUGUACGAGGAAGGCGUGCGCAAGGCCCAGAGCAGCGACUCCAGCAAGAGGACCUUCUCCGUGUACAGCAGCUCCCGUCAGCAGAGCCGCUACGCGCCCAGCUACACCCCCAGUGCCCCCAUGGAUACCAACCUGCUGAGCAAUAUCCAGAAGCUCUUCUCGGAGCGCAUUGACAUCUUCAGCCCUGCGGAAUUCAACAAGGUCUCUGUGCUGACCGGCAUCAUCAAGAUCAGCCUCAAGACCUUCCUGGAGUGCGUCCGCCUGCGCACGUUUGGCCGCUUCGGGCUGCAGCAGAUCCAGGUGGACUGUUACUACCUGCAGCUCUACCUGUGGCGCUUCGUCUCCGACGAGAACCUGGUGCACUUCCUGCUGGACGAGAUCGUGGGCAGCACCGCCCACCGGUGCCUCGACCCCGUGCCCAUGGAGCAGAGUGUCAUCGAGGUCAUCUGUGAGCGUGGCUAGCCAGGGGCCCGUCCCCACGGCCUCUGUCCUCUGCAUGUAGGCCGCACUGGAUGAUGGGCAGGUCCUGUGGAAGCAGGCCCCCAAGUGGGAAUCCCCGCUCCAGACCUCACCUUGGGAGAAAUAAAGAGGAACUGGAUCCCA